AUGGCUGAAAACAUGGUGAAUUUGACCAAAAACAUUAUUCCUGAAAGCACUGGUGUUAUUCUGCUAAUCGACCACGAUGCUAUAUCAGUCUCAUCUCUCAUUUCAAUGCUUAAACAAAUAUCACAUAAAGAUGUUAUGAGUGUGAAUGGAGCAAGCGAGGCUAUAUCGGUUAUCGGAAAACAAAAAGAUAUUGGACUUGUUAUAGCCAACGUUGAGCUGACCGACUCAAAUUAUUUUCUCACUGCCAUGCACAACAAAGAAAUUCCUCUUAUACUGAUUGGUACAGAGAUAAACAUUAAGGAAGCAUCAGAUCUUUUGACAAAAAGAGCCUGUUUUUGUCUGAAGAAGCCAAUUUCUGAAAAUGACAUCGACAACAUGUUGCAACAUGUGGUACCUAAUAAAAGGCAAGAGUGGGAGAAAAUCAACGUAACUGAAAAACGAGAGAACGUUGUGGAAGAAAGUAUGAGGCAGAUCCAAGCUUUCAGAGACCACAUAAGGAGGCAGGGAUCAAGUCAGUCAUCUUUGCUAGGAAGACGACCACUCAACAAAACAUUCACAUCUUCUGAAAUGUACCGAAACGGAAGAAGCAUAGAAAAUGUUGAGAGACGCAAAAAUGUAUGGACUCGUGACCGUCACAUGAAGUUUUUAGCUGCUAUAUCCAUCUUGGGUGAAAAAGAGUCUCGUCCCAAACCCAUAUUAGAGAUCAUGAAUGACUCAAACUUGUCUCAACGCCAAGUUGCUAGCCAUCUUCAGAAAUACAAAUUUCAAGUUGAGAGAAUUAGCAAUACAUUGACGAGGAAUGAAUGGAAAUCGACGGAUAAAACAUUUCAUUAUCCUUCAGAUUAUGUGUAUCCUUUCAAAGCUUCUAACUUAACGAAGAAUAUCAUCGAAAGUAACUCUAUGUGGUAUUCCCUGAGAAGAAAAAAAUGUUCCUCAUCAUCUACUGUCCAAUAUUCAUUUGAAAGAUCUGCUGCUGAGAGGAAGGGCAAAAUGCCAAAGUUUCAUCUAGAAGAAACAUCGGGUCUGCAUAGUCACUCACUUUUCGGUAACAUUAUUAAAAUAAAAUUAUACAUAAACUUUAAUUAUGUUCCUUCAGCCACAAAUAAUGACCCAUCUUACAAUCAUAUCUCUCAUGUGCUUUCAGGUUCAAGUGUUGGUGCAUCUAGUUUAGAUGCAUUCCAAAAGGAAUCUGCUCAGAUUUGUAUUAAUCCUAACCCUUCUCAGCCAUCUAGCUAUGUUCUUGAAACCAAUAGGAACCCACUAGAUAUGAACCAAAUGGGUACGGUUUCUCUAGGAGAAAAUCAUGGUUUUUCUCAAGAUACGAUUUUAACUAAAUCAAACCAUUUGGGUUUGGUGUCUGGUGAAACAAGUCAUAUUGAAACCCCACUUGAAACCGAUAUAAACCAAAUGGAUUGGGAUUGGAUUUUUGCUGAGGCGGAUUAUGCUAUUCUUGAAGAUAUGACUGUUUCUGAAACCAAUAGAACCCAAGUGGGUUUGGGUCCUAGUGAAACAAGUUUUGCUGCGUUGGACAAUGUAGCUCCUCCUGAAAAUAAUACGAACGAGAUAGAGUUGGUUCCUUACCAGGAAGGUAAUGAUAUUCCGAUUGAAGAUCUGGUUUCAUUUGAUACUGAUAUCAGCGAGAUGGACUUGGACGCAUGGUUGGAAAACUAUGAUUCUUUUCAGAGAGAUGUUCCCUUGCCGGGUAGUUUCAUCAACCAUGAUCUUGCCUUCACCCCGGCUACAAGCCAGCAUCAAAAUAUAGAAGCCACAAAUCCAAGGGAGGUUAUAGAAGGAGGCAAUCAUUUGGAUGAUGAUUCAGAUCAGAACCUGGAUUGGAUCGACGAUAUUUUUGCAUGACAUGUGUUUUAUCGGUGUGAAGGAUAGGAUAAGAUUUA
Messenger RNA from Raphanus sativus (radish), 1895 nucleotides. Its product is annotated as putative two-component response regulator-like APRR6. NCBI's taxonomy places the organism in Eukaryota, Viridiplantae, Streptophyta, Magnoliopsida, Brassicales, Brassicaceae. The transcript is spliced from 7 exons. Gene Ontology annotation, biological process: phosphorelay signal transduction system. The record is from RefSeq and is a predicted model, not a curated record. Gene Ontology annotation, molecular function: DNA binding. The coding region runs from base 1 to 1857 and encodes 618 amino acids.